Exaiptasia diaphana is the source of this 1729-nucleotide messenger RNA. RefSeq names its product BTB/POZ domain-containing protein 3-like. The coding region runs from base 20 to 1363 and encodes 447 amino acids. The transcript has a single exon. Lineage: Eukaryota; Metazoa; Cnidaria; Anthozoa; Actiniaria; Aiptasiidae. Gene Ontology annotation, cellular component: cytosol. The record is from RefSeq and is a predicted model, not a curated record. Gene Ontology annotation, molecular function: protein binding. Gene Ontology annotation, biological process: neurogenesis.
CAACACAUCAACUUUAAAAAUGUGUACCGAAUCGGAGAGCACAGAUUGGCAAAUUAAUCUUUGCAAGGUUCGUGAACGUACUACAUACGCCUAUAAUAACUCACUGUUCUGUGAUAUUCAAUUCUCGGUUCUYGAUUCAAAUGAAACUGAAGUUAUUAUUCCAGCUACCAAGUACAUGYUGGCAAUCACCAGUCCRGUCUUUGCAGCCAUGUUUUACAGUGAACUAGCGGAAACURAAUCAMCUAUCGAGCUGCCAGACUGUACCUCGGAAGGCUUACAGGAGUUCCUUCGAUAUGCAUAUUCGGAUAAAAUUAAUUUGACUGCAASAAAUGUUGUUGACGUAAUGUACAUCGCAGAGAAGUAYAUUGUACCUUCACUYGYCAAGAAAUGUAAGGAAUACAUAMAGAAAAAACUUCAACCAGAGGACGUAUUCCUUGUGCURYCCAAGAUCUCCACGAACUAUGACAAAGCCCUUGUACAACGCUGCUGGGAUCUCAUCACCGAAGAGACACGUCGAGCCUUGYYKUCUCCGUCUUUCUUGGACAUUUCACAUCAAUUGCUUUACCAGCUUCUUCUUAGGACAAAACUGGCAAUAGAAGAGUUUUCACUCUUCCAGGCUGUAGACCAAUGGGUGUCAMAAAGGAUCCARGAAAAGGRAAUGAAUAAGAAUGGGAAAGUUAGGCGGUCAAUCCUAGGAGAACAAGCUAUCAGACUCAUAAGAUUUCCUCUUAUGUCACAAAAGCAAUUUGCAGAGUCCGUGUUGCCAAGUGGAGUUCUAACGAUGCACGAAGUAACGGAAUUGGUGCAAAUUUUUACUUCUGUACGACCAGUCUCUCGAAAUUUUUGUUCUGAUAAAAGAAACGGACUUGACAAUGAUUUUGUGAUGCCUGGUGACCGUUUUGAAUCGGUCGAGCCUUUCGCCUUUAACGGAAAGCUUGUUUCCAGUGUUGACUUUGAAGUCAGUCAAGCGGUUCAACUUGUUGGAGCAAGGCUUUUUGGCAGCGAGUGUACAUCCUUUGAAGUGGACUUUUCAAUCUCUGAAAUCGAAAAAAAAUCAGGAAAAUACGAGUCUAAAUGUCAUUUUAUCUCGACUUUUGAAACCGGAAAUAAAAUAAACGACCUCUAUUAUCCUCUAGAUAUCAGAAUGAAACAACCAUUCCAACUAUUCCCAGGUUGUCAGUACAGACUUGAAUUUCAUAUGAAAGGAYUUCACAAAUAUAUCGGAUGUAAAGGAAGAGAUGAAGUUUCUUUUCAAGAUAUAACAGUUAUCUACAGGAAUGCGACUUCCGCAUUCGCGCACUUCCGGGGGAGUAAGCCCGAGGGAGGACAGAUUCAAGCACUGCUAUUUCAAAGAAUCGAUUAAGACUCAAUCUAUUGUUGACUGGCCAGCAUYAACAUUGAUUAAAGAUAAUUUGCUCUAAAAGUUACACGUUUGAAGUAUACUAGUCGGACUACAGGCAGCCCAGCUACAUGCAGCCCAUCAGGACUGGUUAUAUGCUGCAUUGUUUAUAGUCUCUUUUACAAACGUUAUGCAUAUACAGCACCCGAUGUUAACAUAUAGUUUAAAGUAGACACUCUAAUGCUUACGUUCAAACUAGCGAGAUAUUUAUCCAUCGUUUUCUAGAACUCAUUAAUAAUUCAUGAGCUAUUAGUCCAAUGAGCAUCGGACUAUCGGGUCACAUGAUGGGCCUUUAUAUCCGAUAAAGUACUGAUGUUUUAUUAAUCAGUU